Molecule: messenger RNA, 2557 nt
Organism: Tribolium madens (black flour beetle)
Lineage: Eukaryota; Metazoa; Arthropoda; Insecta; Coleoptera; Tenebrionidae
Product: phosphatase and actin regulator 4
Exons: 11
Coding region: 288-2363 (691 amino acids)
Biological process (GO): actin cytoskeleton organization
Molecular function (GO): actin binding
Source: RefSeq, a predicted model, not a curated record
CAGAGCAGUGAGUGUGGUGUUGUGUGUAACACGUUUGCAUGUGUGUGUGUGUGAGAGAGUUUUUUUGGUGUACUAUUAGUUGGAUUUCCAGUGAAUCCAAAUGAAAUUAAACGUUGUAAAUGAGAGAACAUGCAACGUUGCUACAGUUUAACGGGGAAACUACCUGUUAAGGGCCAAACGUGUAGUAAUAAUAAUAAUGACCCUACCUGGAGUACAGGUAUGUGGUGAAUUGUGUCGGACCUGCUCCAAGUUGUUUUGGUUAUUGUUGUGUCGUGGUGAGUGAAGUGAUGUUGGCGCCGUCGCAGACCAAGCCUGAAAAGAAUGGAAAUACGAUCACCACCACCAAGACGAGGACUGUCGCCAUAGUGGCGCCUCAGAGGAGUAAUAGUUUGGAUUAUCUUAAUUUUGAGGAAAAAAGGCGUUUGAUUGCAUCCUCUUUAUCCCUUUCGGAUUUUCUUAAUGCAGGAAAUAAUACCACUAAAGAGGUCAAGGAGGUUGUUACUGCGAAAAAACAAAAUGGUUCUGUAUUUCGAACAAACAGUUUGGGUAGUGGAACUAGGACUCCGUCCUUAGAACGAAAAAGUAAAUUCUCGAUAGGAAAAUUACUUAGACCAUGGAAAUGGAAAAGAAAAAAGAAGUCGGAUAAAUUGGAAGCAGUGUCGAGAACGUUAGAAAGAAAAAUUUCAGUCCGUGCUAAUAGAGACGAAUUAGUACAGAAAGGUAUCCUUCCGCCAGAAAGUCCUUUAACUCCGCCUAUAUCCGAGCCAGGUGAAACCGUAUCAUCACCACUUCCUCCCAGCGGGUGUCAGCAAUUGAUAGAAAAACAAACACCACAGGGACCACCACCCCUAUAUCCAACGCUUCCACAGAUGCAGCAUAUGCCCAUUAAUCCGGCAUUGCUACAGCAACAACUUCUUCGAAAUCCACACUUUAACCAAGCCAAUGCCAACAAUAAUCAAGCCGAGCCAAAAAAAGAAAAGACUGAUGGAGCGACACAUAACGGCGCUGUUUCUCCAAACGGAGACACACCUUCACAAGUUACCCAGCCUCCUCCCGGAAGUGAAGCGGGAAAACCGGAAAGACCAAACACUUUGGGUCAUGGGAGGUUGACGAGACGACUAUUGUGCUAUCACAGUGAACAUUUUAAUGAUGGACAGCCAAGUCUUCUCAGUAACACACCGCCACCUCCUCCUCCAUCUGAGAAAGAAAACCAGAAUGUACCUCCGCCCCCUAUGUCCGAUACUGGUCUCAUGCUCUCUGAUUUGCCAGAGCCGCCUAUUCCCUUAUCAGAAAUCGGGCCUAUCCCUCCACCGCCGAUGUUUAGCUCUCCUAGUCCAGUGCCGAAUCGGCAAUCGCCACCAAUGACGCAUAUUGGUGAUUAUGAAUACGAAGAAAACGAAGACGAUGACGGUGAAGAAGUCGAUUUUGAAAAUUUGGACGAAAACUCAUACAUGUUUCGCAUGCCUCAGCCGGAUCCCACUAUCGACACAAGUCGAAUUGAUGAGAUUCCCGCUAAAGAGCCCAAAUUUAAUGCUAUGCCUCUGAAAUCAGCUUUGAAAAAGAAAAGCAGUGGUGGUAGUGGUCCUGGAACACCGCAAAAUACACCAACACAAGAAAAUCGACCAUUAACAAUACGACAAGCUCAAAUGGAAAAUAAUUCAAGUUUUAAAAGGCCCCAUAUGAGGCCUCGGAUAAAAAUAUGCUCGAAGCCCGUUAGGUUUGGCAUAGGUUUGCCAUGUACUUUAGAAAACAAAGAAAAUGCCAGACCGUAUGUAAUCAACGAGGUCGAUAGUGACAGCGACUCUAAUGACGGUCCAAUCAAUUACAGAGAUGAAGAUGGCGAAUUGUCUGAAGAGAACAGAUUGGCUCUUAAGAUUGCUCGAAAGGAAAGUCUCUCGUUGAAAUUAUCGUUGAGACCAGACCGUCAGGAGUUGAUUAAUAGAAAUAUUUUACAAAUACAAUCAGAAAAUGAGCGACAAGAAGCCAAGGAAGCAAUAGGCGCCAGAUUGAUAAGGAGGUUAAGUAUGAGACCAACUCAAGAAGAGUUGGAGGAGAGAAAUAUUCUGAAAAAACAAAGUCCAGCCGAAGAAAAGAAACAAAAAGAAGAGAAAAAACGAUUUUUGUUGCGAAAAUUAAGUUUCCGGCCGACUGUUGAAGAAUUAAAGGAAAAAAAGAUUAUCAGAUUUAAUGAUUACAUUGAAGUAACGCAAGCACAUGAUUAUGAUCGUAGGGCAGACAAACCUUGGACUAGGUUAACACCAAAAGACAAAGCUGCUAUUAGGAAAGAAUUAAAUGAGUUUAAAAGUUCAGAGAUGGCGGUACAUGAAGGCAGCCGCCAUUUAACGAGGUUUCAUAGGCCUUGACAAUUCCAGAGUUUAUUAAAACAAAAACUAAAAACUGUGAUGGACAUAGCCGUAGAAAUUAACUUUCCCGUAUUCGCUUAUUGAGUCAGGGUGUUAAAUCUGGCUGAGUUUGUGUAGGAUAUUGCACAGGAUUAUAACUGUAUAAUUGUUUUGUACAUACGUGAUUUUUUAAUACACAAAGUUUUUAUCGAUAA